UCGACAUCUGGACCGCACGUAAGCUCCGCUGAAGUGUUAACAACCCUGGACGAGGACCAAUGAGACCAAACAGCUUCUUAAGAACAUGUGAAAUGCAAAAAUGUGAUGUUGGCUUGUUGCUCCGCUGGGUAGGAGAGAGACCGAUGCCGCUACGCAGAUGAUAGACUUCACGACGGCGCUCCCGGUGUUCCUCGGCCAGCCCUCAUGCCCCAGAGACCAGCGAGCGAAAGGCGUCCAGUUCCUGCUGACCUGUAACCAGUGCCGAGAGAGCCACAAAACUCAGGUCUGGCUUUGUUUCUUAGUUCUGAGCUUCUUGAGUACAUCUGUGUGUGCUGCCUACGUGCACAGUACACCACAGGUUCAGAAAUGCUUGGAGAGGCUGACACCCUCCAUUGAGAAAUCUGACGCUAUGCUGUAUGCUCCGUCAGCUAAUGACGUUGAAGAGAAAUGUAAAAUCAUGUCGCUCAGAUGUUACAUGUUGGAGUUGAUGAUGGUCAUCAAUGAAGAAGAAGUUAUGCGUGACGUAAACUGCAUAUUUGAUUUCAACGACACACUGGGUCAAACAGCCAAACCUGUUGGCUGCCUACCAUGUGAAGCAUACUCCCUUAAAAAUAUUACAGUAUUCCUGGACAGACUAAAUAACCUUUUGGAAGAAAUGACCACACGGUUGAAUACUCGAAAAACGUAACAUGAUGUAUAUACUGUAAGCUACAAAUGUGUAUUUGUAUAUAUCUGUAAAGUACUGUGGCUCUUUUUAUUUUUGUCAGUAUUACACUGUAACUAUGUCGACAUGCGACACUCCAUGCCGUCCUGUAUUUUAUAACAGUUUAAAUCUAUAGGAUGACAGCACUGCAUCUCUGGCCGUUGACUGUUUUUAUCUGUACAGAAUCUCUGUGACUGUGCAUCAUAAUCUGCCUUCCUGUUGUACAGUUUUGAGAGAAGUAUCAGGACGCAGCUUGUACUGUAUAUACAGAAUGUAUUAUAUUAUUAACCCUAUGGGCCCGAAUGACGCAAAGUGCGUCCAAAUUCACGCCAGUUCUUCUCUAUGGAUUUUCUCCGCUACCAUGUGUCAUAGCGAGAAGCUUGUCGGUAGUCCAAUGUUUUCACAAGGAAAAACAAUGAUAAAGUUACACUAAAAUGAUGUAUAACAAAGCUUUCAUACAGCUUUGCACACACAUUACUCUUGGAUGGAUUACUGGCGAACACAUCAUUGUGCCGUCAUCCCAUCACGCUAUAAAUACAGAUCAAUUGUCUACAAAAUAAAAACCUGACAAAUUUCUUUACAAUCCAUUAUACAGAUCUUGUUAUCAGUCACUUCAAAUAGUGAGGAAUAAUAUUAUUACUAUUUUUCUGUUAUCUUAGUUGUAAAUAUUGCAUGUCUCUUUCAAAUAAAACACAUUUUUGACUUGUGGAAUUUCUUGCAAUAAUGAAAAAAUACUGGCAAUCAUGUCCGCCUGGCAUAAACCACGUUUGUCACAGAAUGACAUCAUGGUUCUUAUAUUGCCAGAUUUCAGAGAGUCUCCCCUCUUCAUAUAUGGCAGAGUAUGUCUACUUCCAACUUGCUAUGGUGAGAUACAUGUAAAAAUGUAAGAAUUUUUUUUUCAUUGAUAUAAAAUUUAAUAUAAAAUACAGGCACAUAGAAGGACAUGUAAUGAUGGCAAAUCUGGAUAGCCCAGAUUGUCCUGAAAAAAACAAAAAAAACAACCCAAGAUAUAGCAUGUGUAUGUAGCCUUUAUAAUGACUGUGAUAUGAGCUUAAAAGUAAAGGCAGUAAAAAUGCCCCCAAAAAACGCCUAGGGCCCAUAGGGUUAAGCUCACUGCUAAACACUACUGAAUGUAACACCUAUUAUACAGUAUAUUCCUUAUGGACUCCAGUAUAUCCAAAACAGUUCCUCACUUAAGUAAAUAAUAUAACUAUGUCUUUCAUUGUAUUUCUUUUAUAUAUUAAGUGUUUGUUAAAGCUGCCCUUUAAGGUUUGUUCGUAGGCAUUCAUACUGAAAACAGCCCUGCAUUAAAAAAAUGUGUGCAGCUCUGCUGGUGCGGGUGUGUUGUGUCAGAUACCGAUGAGACAUGAAAUAUGAUCCAAAGAGGCCCGUAUGAGUAAUAGAUCUGAGUUUGAAGGCUUAUCAGAUACCUAAACGCAUGGGAUUUUACAACUCUUGAAGGUUAUCAUGGUGACAAUAAUUGUAUCUUUCAUCCAGCAGUCAUGAGGUAGAAAUAUCAGGUUCAUGUUUCAAAAAUAGUCCUCCAAGAAUGUGUGCUUGGAUGUAUUUAUUGGCCAACGCAGCAUCAUGUGAGAUGAUUGGGCGACCCUGUGCUUUUUUUAACCAAUCGUCGAAAAAAUGUUGGCAUUGUAUGUUUGUGCUAGCCACAGAUAUGUUACAUUUGCACGUUAUUAUGUACCAGAUACCUUGAAACUUUAUAUUUUAACAACACUGUGGUUGCGUUUUGGUUUAAAAUAUCUGGUUUUGGUUGCACAAUGUCUCAGUAAAACAACGACCACUUUUCGUGGCACUAUCCACGAUGGAAAAACAGUGACGGGUUUGUUGGGUCUUAAACUGUGAUCUGCAGCUGGACAGGCUUCUUGCCUAGGUCCCAUGGCAUCCACCAUCCCUUCUGAUGACAAAGUCAGCUCAUAAACUAUGCCACAUCAGAAAUAUGACCUGCAUGAAAUGUGCAAAUGUGAUGUAUUCUUGAUUUUCAGAAACGCACAAUGCCAAUAUUUCCUUUAUCAACUGGGCUAGUUAUUUUAGAGAAGCCAAAACGUUGACAGACUGACCUCAUUCAAAAGAAUAAGGAAGCAUUGCAAGGCUGAAAUUGGUCUGAAUGCAGCCACACUCACCAAAGUGCAUUGUGUAUCCUUUAUCCGUUAAGCAAACAUGCUGAGCACAUUCCUUUCCGUAUAAAACACUUUUUAAAAAAAAAAAAAUGUUACAUUCAUGUUUGUUUGCUAGCAGUCUUCCUCUUCACUGCCUUUUGAACUUGUCUAACAGAAAUGUUAAACACACGACCCUUAUGUUCCCACAAAUAUGUGCGUCCUCAUGCCUGAUAUAAACAAAAUGGUGAGCCGCUUGUACAAGUGAAUUGCUCCAUAGUGCUACUCAAGGUCAAAGGGCACCUUUAAGUGGGUAUAAAAAGCUGUGAAAUUUAUGAUGAUCCUGUGCUCUUCACUGGUGUCAUUAUAUGAUGCUCUGUUUGGAAUUUGACACUCGAGAAAUGAAAUAAAAGUACAACAAAA
Molecule: messenger RNA, 3237 nt
Organism: Epinephelus moara (kelp grouper)
Lineage: Eukaryota; Metazoa; Chordata; Actinopteri; Perciformes; Serranidae
Product: interleukin-15-like
Exons: 6
Coding region: 158-688 (176 amino acids)
Biological process (GO): immune response; positive regulation of cytokine production; positive regulation of T cell proliferation
Cellular component (GO): extracellular region
Molecular function (GO): cytokine receptor binding; cytokine activity
Source: RefSeq, a predicted model, not a curated record